Phlebotomus papatasi is the source of this 1168-nucleotide messenger RNA. RefSeq names its product ras-like GTP-binding protein RhoL. Gene Ontology annotation, molecular function: GTP binding; GTPase activity. The record is from RefSeq and is a predicted model, not a curated record. Gene Ontology annotation, biological process: small GTPase-mediated signal transduction. Bases 461 to 1054 code for a protein of 197 amino acids. The transcript has 3 exons. Lineage: Eukaryota; Metazoa; Arthropoda; Insecta; Diptera; Psychodidae.
AAAUUUACGGAAUCCCGUAAUAAAGCGAAUCAAAAUGUGAUAGUAUCUUAUGCCUAAUACUAUUUGCCCCAGCAUUUUUGAGAAUGAUCACAAAGUUACUUUUUAGAAAACGGCUAGAUAAAUAUAUUCCCUUACAAAAUAGAAUAAAAUGACUUUCACAGAGUUGUAGAGCGGUAAAUUUCCUAUAAAACUGUGCUAAUUAGAAAUUUUGGAGGUGCUCGGGUAGCUUGUAAAAAAAAUAAAAUAUCCGUUUUGUGACUUUUUGCCCCAGUCUCCCAUACCCUCUUUAACUUGAGAGAUUAUCGUUGAAUUUUGAUAAGAUUGCACUCGAUAAAAUUUACUCAGAAAUUGAAGCAAUAAAUUUAUUAGGCCUUCAUCAAUUCUCAGUAUAUUUCCCAUAUAUACUUCGUUUAAAACUGUGAAGUUGGUCACUCUUUUGCUCAAUUUGUACGACUUGGCUAUGCCUUCAAAUGGCAAUCAGAAAAGUAUUGUUAUUGUUGGUGAUGGAAGUGUUGGAAAGACAUCGUUAGUUACAACUUAUACACAAGGAUUCUUCCAGGAAUCUUACAAUCCUACAGUAUGUGACGUGAAUGAAAUUACAGUGACUGUAGAUAACGUAGAGUACAUAGUUAGUCUUGAAGAUACAGCUGGUCAAGAGGGAUAUGAAAGACUAAGAGGACUUUUAUACGAAUCUGCAGAUGCUUUUAUUUUAUGCUACGCCAUCCCAGAGAGAGAUUCCUUCAACAGUAUCAAACUGAAAUGGAUUAAAGAACUUCGCGAGAAGAAACCAAACGCUCCAACUCUUCUUGUGGGCACCAAAUCUGAUGCUAGGAUACGCUCUUCAGUCUCUACCCAAGAAGGUGAAGCCCUUGGGAAAUCCAUAAGGGCCAAUAGUUUCAUUGAAUGUUCAGCAAAAACACAAGAAAAUGUGAAUGAAGUUUUUUAUGAAGCUGUUAGGGCAGCAGUUGAUGGGAUCAUUCAAAUUGAAAGUGAAAGUAAUCGGAAAAUUUCAUGCUGUUGCGGAAUUAGUAUGGUAUUUAAACCGAGGUUUUAAUUAUUACAAAAAAUUGUUAAUUUUCACAAUAAAGUACAGAUAGAAAACAGCAGGACUCCGGGCAACUUUUUUGCAAUUGAAAUUUUUAGAACCUACAACAAAUAAAAUUGCCAG